GAGCGCGUCUGAUUUUCAAAUCAGUGUGUUGCAGUUUCUUCUGUAACGGUAGAAAAUGUGCUAAACUCGAUAGUGUCCUUAGUUUCAGGUGCCACGACUCCUGUGUAAAAUUAUCGCUGUAUAGUUUCCCUGAUGGCAGACAGAAAGGAGCCCGUCAAGGCCAUUUCCUAUAAAGGCUCAGAUAAGAAGUAUUUUCAGCACUUGAAGCCCCUCUCCAUCUAUUCUCGCAUGGUCUAUUGCAAAGCCUUUGGUUCAUGUUCGGGCAAUCGGUCAUUGAGUCCUGACGAACCUUCUUGGACCUUGACAGUCGAGUUCGGUAACAGCAGGGCGUCUGUUGGACGCAAGAGACGAUUGGAUGAUUCAUGCCUCGAUGAUACGUACGACACCCCACCGAAAAAACCCUGCCUUGACAAACGCUCUUCUCCAGAUUCAGCCUCCGUUUUAGAGUCCUUCGGUACCUUCCGAAAAGUGAAGCUAGUCACCCCACAACCCUCCACCUUAGCACUAGAUCGGAUUAAAAGAGUUGAGAAAACUCUGUCUGAUCAGGAAUCAUUAGGCCUGUCCUGGAUCGAUGGAAGUGAUAAAACUGAUGGUCAGAGCAGUGUGUCAUUUUCUGAUGUUCACUCAAGCAGCCCGGUGAUUUUACACAAGGAAGUCAUCGCGUUUGAUUGUGACGUAGAUGAGAUCAUGUGUCUGAGCCCGAUUGACACUGCUGAUGUCCGCGCCGAUGGACUAGAGGAUUUUAUUCAGAGCUAUCAGUCUUCUUAUGAGGAGCAGCGUCAGGCUGAGAAGAGGUGUAGCUCCAGGCAAAUACAAGGGAAAGCGGAGUGCUCGCUAGGCAGAGACGACCAAACUGGAAGCGAUGAAGGUUAUGUUACUAAAUCAUUUUUCACGCCUGAACCUGGGGAGACAAAAGACACAACAGAAAGCGAGAUCAGUAAAAACGAGGAGUUGAAUUUUACAAAAUCGUAUAAAAUGACGAUCUCAAAUUUGUCGAAUGACAGAUCACCACCUGUGUCCAUCCCAAUCGCAUCCACCCCGUUGGACAAAUCUAGGGAGUUUGUUAGGCGAACUCCAUUAAGUCCUAAGCUAAACUUGGAGAAAGCGAGCUGGUCCUCACCUGCAAUAAUUCGCCAGCCUGUAAAAGACUCCUCGGCCGUUUCCUUAAGCGCGUAUGUGAAUUUGGCCGCUGAUUAUACAGAAGCAUCAACCACAAUCCCCUUCUCGAUUGUUAACGAGGGUAAAGAGGCUAACGUACCUCGUGAAGGCACUACGGCGAUCCACAAGUCGUUAGUGUGCCGCGAUCAGGAGAAUCGCACUGCUAUCCGGGUGAGGGAGGAUGUGCGUUCGGUCAAUCAGCAGCAGGCUGCCUCUGACAUUCAAGUGAUGUUCAGGGAGGAAACGGACUCCGAAGACAGCUUCAACGACUCGCUGCCUCUUCAGGUCCAGGUGAAAUCAAAGGUGGUUUUGCCCAAUAAACAGCAACCAGAAGCAGUCAAAGCACCAGCACACCAACAGCCAGCAUCUGAUGGGCGAAGAAAUGCUUUCAGAGAUGUCCCAAGACCAGUGGUGUUGUACAGAGAGGAGGACUGGGAGAAAAAGAAGGAGGUGUACGUCGACUCCGUGACGAGACACAUAACCGAUAACGUGAAAGAUGGUGUAAUGACUGAGCUUUUUCAUCUCAUGAACACCGUAGCCAAUCAGGAUAGAGCAGGCGAUGGGAGAAAGUGGCAGCACCCGUCCGACCUCACGCGCAGAAACUACCGGUUGCGUAACACUGGCCGCUUGCUCUCGUUGGACGAAUGGCAGAUCCUGAACUUUCGUAACCAUCGGCGCUUUGUUAAAGUGCCUCAGGUGUUCCGGCGAAGCUCUGUGCACUGAGUCUUUACAGCAAAGCAAACGUCGCGCCCUCCCCAGCCCCAAAUCCCUGGUUUUCCUUCUGUGUUCAUGACACUGAACUCGAGCCUCUUUCCAUAUUUAACAUGGACCCAGUGGGGACCUCACGUGGUCUCAUGCACUUCUCUCUGACUUAAUUGUGUAUUUUAAAAAAGUAUGUUGUUUUUUGAAUACUUUGUGUCGUGUGCGUAUGUGUUAGAUUUUAGUUGUUUGUGGUUUGUCACUGAUGUAACAUUUACAAAUUUGCAGCGUUCUCAUAAUAAGAAAUGAAGCGAUUUCCGAUUCUGCCUUUCUUCAGGCAUUUGUGUUGUAAUUUCCCUUCAACUAUAUUUACACAACGCUGUGAAUUUUAUCCCUGUCUUCUAAAGUACGUACCUCUAACAGCCACUUACAGAAGUACCCAGAUCCUGCAAUCUUGUACUUACGUUUGCCUUUGGACUUGCUGGAUCUGUCCCUUGUUAUAUUUUUGUGGAUUCCUGUGUUCUUGUUUGUACAUUUUG
This is a messenger RNA of Tachysurus vachellii, 2396 nucleotides long. RefSeq names its product S100P-binding protein-like. Gene Ontology annotation, molecular function: calcium-dependent protein binding. The coding region runs from base 133 to 1881 and encodes 582 amino acids. NCBI's taxonomy places the organism in Eukaryota, Metazoa, Chordata, Actinopteri, Siluriformes, Bagridae. Gene Ontology annotation, cellular component: nucleus; cytosol. The transcript is spliced from 6 exons. The record is from RefSeq and is a predicted model, not a curated record.